AUGGCUCUCUGUCUGGCACGCCGCGCACCUACUCUUACAGGACAGUUCCGCUCCCUAGCAUCUGCAGCCUCUUCUCGAAAUCUCGUAUCUCGAGCUGUCAGGCCUAUAACUUCUCUCCGCACGGGCACUGAGUCAUCUGCAGCGUUCCGACAGCUGCGAGCUUUCACACAAGUCUCAGCAACAUGGAAUAAGAGUCAAGAGGCGCCCAAUGCGAAAGCAUAUCUAGACAGCGGUGUAAUAGCAGGCGCCCGAAACCUAGUAGAUGUUAAGAAGGUUUUGGUUAUCGGUAGCGGUGGUCUCAGCAUUGGUCAAGCUGGAGAGUUCGACUAUUCCGGCUCACAAGCGCUCAAGGCUCUGAAGGAGGCUGGCGUCAAGUCAGUCCUCCUCAACCCCAAUAUUGCAACUAUCCAAACCUCGCACGUGCUCGCCGAUGAAAUUUAUUACCUGCCCGUAACGCCCGAAUACGCCGAAUACGUAAUCCAGAAAGAGAGGCCCGAUGGCAUCUUCCUCAGCUUCGGUGGCCAAACUGCGCUCAACUUGGGUGUGCAGAUGGAUGCGAAGGGCAUUUUCGAGAAGUACGGCGUCAAGGUCCUUGGAACCAGUGUUGAGACUCUGAAAACUAGCGAGGACCGAGACCUGUUCGCGCGCGCUCUGGAAGAAAUCAACAUUCCCAUUGCUAAAUCGAUCGCGGUUUCCUCAGUCGACGAGGCACUCGACGCAGCUGAAAACAUUGGAUACCCCAUCAUCGUCCGCGCUGCGUACGCGCUCGGAGGUCUUGGUUCCGGGUUCGCGAAUAACGCCGAAGAGCUCAAGAACUUGUCUGCUCGUUCGCUCACGCUAUCGCCUCAAAUCUUGGUGGAGAAGUCGCUGAAGGGCUGGAAGGAGGCCGAGUAUGAGGUUGUGCGUGAUGCAAGCGACAACUGCAUCACUGUUUGCAACAUGGAGAAUUUCGACCCCCUUGGCGUACAUACCGGUGACAGUAUCGUCGUAUCCCCGAGUCAGACCUUCAGCGACGAGGAAUACCACAUGCUCCGGUCCGCGUCCAUCAAGAUCGUCCGACACUUGGGCGUUGUUGGCGAGUGCAAUGUGCAAUACUGUCUUCAGCCAGAUGGGCUCGACUACAGGGUUAUCGAAGUCAACGCGCGCUUGUCUCGUUCUUCUGCAUUGGCAUCUAAGGCAACUGGAUACCCCUUGGCGUACACUGCGGCAAAGAUUGGUCUCGGACACACCCUCCCUGAACUACCAAACGCCGUUACAAAGACCACCACCGCAAACUUCGAGCCUAGCUUGGAUUAUGUCGUCACAAAAAUGCCUCGAUGGGAUCUCAGCAAAUUCCAAAACGUCAAGCGUGAUAUCGGCAGUUCUAUGAAGUCGGUCGGCGAGGUCAUGGCUAUCGGCCGCACGUUCGAGGAGUCGUUCCAGAAGGCUUGCCGACAAGUCGACCCCAAGUUCUUAGGCUUCGAGGGCGAGAAAUACGGCGAAAGCCUUGAUGAUGAGUUGGCAAACCCUACCGAUCGCCGAUGGCUUGCUGUCGGCCAGGCUCUCUUCCACGAGGGCUACACUGUCGACAGGGUACACGAUCUCACCAAGAUUGACAAGUGGUUUUUGUACAAACUUCAGAACAUUGUUGACUGCACACACGAACUCGAGGACAUUGGCAGUCUGUUUGGCCUCAAGAAGGAGAUCAUCCUAAAGGCUAAGAAGCUCGGCUUCUCAGACAAGCAGAUUGCAAAGGCCGUCAACAGCAGCGAAGACGAGGUUCGAGCACGAAGGAAGAGCUUUGGCAUCAGGCCAUGGGUCAAGAAGAUUGACACAUUGGCUGCUGAGUUCCCUGCCGACACGAAUUAUUUAACCACCUACAACGCCUCCUCUCACGACGUCACCUUUGAUGACCACGGCAUCAUCGUUCUUGGGAGCGGUGUCUACCGUAUCGGAAGCUCGGUAGAGUUUGACUGGUGUGCGGUCAACGCUGCCAUGACCCUCAAUAACCUCGGCAAGAAGACUGUCAUGAUCAACUUCAACCCAGAGACGUACAGCACCGAUUUUGAUGUCGCUGACAAGCUCUACUUCGAAGAGCUCAGCUAUGAAAGAGUCAUGGAUAUUUACGAGUUGGAGACUGCAAGCGGUGUCGUUGUGUCUGUUGGAGGUCAACUCCCUCAAAACAUCGCACUAAAGCUCCAGGAGUCCGGCAAGGCCAAGGUCCUUGGAACUGACCCCAAAGAUAUCGACAAGGCAGAGGACCGUCACAAAUUCUCUUCAAUCUUGGACUCCAUUGGUGUAGAUCAGCCCGCUUGGAAGGAACUUACCUCCUAUGAAGAGGCGAAGAAGUUCGCUAACACUGUCGAAUACCCAGUCCUCGUGCGGCCAUCGUAUGUUCUCUCGGGUGCUGCGAUGACUGUCAUCCGCAGCGAAGACGAGCUUAAGGAGAAGCUCCUCGCUGCCUCCUCAGUCUCGCCUGAUCAUCCUGUCGUCAUCACCAAAUUUAUCGAUGGCGCUCAGGAGAUUGACUGCGACGCUGUUGCUUCCGGUGGAAAGGUUGUCGUACAUGCCGUCAGUGAGCACGUUGAGAACGCCGGUGUGCAUUCUGGUGAUGCUACCCUUGUGUUGCCACCAGUCAAUCUUGACAAGAGGAUCCAGGAGCGCGUUAAGGAGAUCGCCGACAAGGUCGCUAAAGCCUGGAACAUCACGGGUCCCUUCAACAUGCAAAUCAUCAAAGAGGAGGUCGAAGGCGCUGAACCCAACCUCAAGGUUAUCGAGUGCAAUCUCCGUGCCUCUCGUUCGUUCCCCUUCGUCAGCAAGGUCCUCGGUACCAACUUCAUCGAUGUGGCCACCAAGGCCCUUGUUGGCCGCGAGGUCCCUGAGCCCACGGAUCUUAUGGCCGUCGAGAGGAACUAUGUCGCCACCAAGGUGCCUCAAUUCUCCUGGACUAGGCUAGCAGGUGCGGACCCCUACCUCGGCGUCGAGAUGAGCUCUACUGGUGAGAUGGCCUGCUUCGGUAAGGACCUUAUCGAGGCUUACUGGGCAUCUGCUCAGUCGCAGAUGAACUUCCGCCUCCCUCAACCUGGUGAGGGUCUCCUCUUCGGUGGCGAUGUUACCGCGGAUGCCCUCCACAGCAACUCUUUGAUUCAAAUUGCGAAGUACGUACACCCGCUCGGCUACAAGUUCCUCGCCGCCAAUAAGGACGUCAAAGCGCUCCUUGAGAAGAACACCGAGGGUGUCAGCGUCGAAGUUAUUGAGUUCCCCAAAGACGAUAAGAGGAAAUUGCGCGAGGUGUUUGAGAAGUAUGAUAUCCGCGGCUGCUUUAACCUGGCGAAGUUCAGGGCGAACGGUCUGCUGGACGAGGAUUACGUGAUGAGAAGGAACGCUGUCGACUUUGGUGUGCCUCUAUUUAUGGAGCCUAAGACCGCCGUUCUCUUCGCUCAAUGCAUGAGCGAGAAGUUGCCAAAGAAGGAGGGUAUUCCAAGCGAAGUCAGGUCAUGGAGUGACUUCGUUGGUGGACGCCCGUUGUAA
Molecule: messenger RNA, 3510 nt
Organism: Cucurbitaria berberidis CBS 394.84
Lineage: Eukaryota; Fungi; Ascomycota; Dothideomycetes; Pleosporales; Cucurbitariaceae
Product: carbamoyl-phosphate synthase
Exons: 5
Coding region: 1-3510 (1169 amino acids)
Biological process (GO): L-citrulline biosynthetic process; UTP biosynthetic process; 'de novo' pyrimidine nucleobase biosynthetic process
Cellular component (GO): cytoplasm; cytosol
Molecular function (GO): metal ion binding; ATP binding; aspartate carbamoyltransferase activity
Source: RefSeq, a predicted model, not a curated record